CGAGCCGUUAAACCGCCGCGGCCGUUAAACCGUUAAACCGCCGCGAGAUACAAAUGACUCUGCUGUAAACCUGAACCAUAAACUGGACCAUGAGCCUUGCAUUGCAUGAUCUGUUCAUUUGUUGCCGUCAGCUUGAAAAUGACACAGCAACAGCACGAAGGGAUGGAAUUAAAAAAUUCAAGCAGCUGCUCUGUAACUCUGAAAUAGUUUUACAGCUGGACCGGAAUUCUGAUUCCAGACAAGCAAGGCAACUCGACUGGGAUGCAGUGUUUGAAGCCCUACAGAGGUAUUUCCAUAAAGAGAUAAGGAGCCUCACAAUGACAAACCCAAAUGUAUCUGUUUCAACACAAGUUUCCAGACAGAAAAAGAUGCAAGACAUUGGCAGUUUGGUCAAAUACUUCAUCAGGCGUGCUAAUGAAAGAGGACCCAAGCUGAGAUGUCAGGAACUUCUAAAUUACGUCUUGAAAAUCCUGAGAGAUGCAACAAGUUGUGCAGUUUAUGGGGCUGACUGUAGCAGUGUGCUCCUAAAGGAUAUUCUGUCUGUAAGGAAGUACUGGUGUGAGAUAUCUCAGCAGCAGUGGUCAGAGCUGCUGAUCCUGUAUGGCCAAUUAUACCUCCAUCCUUCCGGGAAUAUUAACCGAGUUUUGGCGGCUCGGAUAAUUCACACACUUAUGAGAGGUUAUUGCUUCCAAACUGAUGGCUUGAGUUCUGAUGUGUUUGUCUUCUUUUCCAAAGCAAUGCUGUGUGUGAGGCAGGAGGAAAACACUGCGGGCCUGGAUCAUAUCCUUGCAGCAAUGAAUAUCUUCUGCAAUACCUUUGCUGCCAACUGUCGCAUACGGAUUUGUAAAAUAGGAGAAGAAAUCUUGCCAACAGUGGUUUAUAUUUGGAGUCAGUAUAGACCAAAAGAUUCCCUGAAAGAGUCAAUAAUUGAGUUGUUUCGUCUCCAAGUUCAUAUUCAUCAUCCAAAGGGUGCAAAAUCUCAGGAAAAAGGUGCAUAUGACUCAACAAAAUGGCAAAGUAUUUUAUAUAAUCUCUAUGAUCUGCUGGUGAAUGAAAUAAAUCUCGUAGGUAGUAGAGGAAAGUAUUCGUCAGGCUCACGUAAUGUUGCUGUAAAGGAAAAUUUGGUUGAGUUAAUGGCUGAUGUUUGUCAUCAGGUUUUUGUUCAUGGUUCCGGAGCUGAGGAAAUCAGCCAGUCCUUCAGCAUCUUACCAAGAGAGUGCAGUGAGGGAGCAGUGCCGAGCAAACGCAGGAAGACUGAGCUGGGCUGGGAUGUGAUUCGAGACAACCUGCAAAGAUCCCAGAAGGAUUUUGAUGUCAUACCCUGGUUGCAGAUUACAGCUCAAUUAAUAUCAAAGUAUCCCAUGAGCCUUCCAAACUGUGAAAUACCUCUCUUACUCAAUGUUCUUCACACGUUGCUACCUCAGCAGCGACGAGGAGAAAGGACCCUGUAUGUACUGAAGUGCCUUAUAGAGGUGGCAUUGUGUCAAAACCAAAAGAGUAAUUUGAAAAACGAGCACAGGUUGGAGCUCCAGAGAACCUGGGCAAAGAUUUGGUCUCUUACCAUUCGCAGCAUAAGUUUUCAGCAAAUUGAAAUAGAGAGUUUUGGACUACUUGGAGCCAUGAUUCAAGGAAACUUAGUUGUAACAGAUAAAGAACUCUGGAAGAUAUUUGCAGGGCCUGUAUGCAAGCCUUCAAGUUCUGCCGUGUGCUGCUUAGCGUUAGCGAUGUCUGCCUGUUCAGUGCCAGAAAAUUUAGAUCUAGGAAUGGAACAGAGUAAUGGUGAAAGAAAUCUGGGUUCCAUAUUAAAGGAGGCAAUAAUGAAAUGGGUGCUGUCCUGCCAUUUGGAGGAAGAAAUGGAAGAAUGUGUGGAGUUGCCUCCUGUGCUAUGCAGUGAUUUUCCCCAUCUUUUGCUGCAAAAAAUUCUUGUGAGCCUUACAAUGAAGAACUGUAGAGCUGCAGUUAAUUUUUUCCAGAGUGCUGCUGAAUGUGUGCAACACUUGCAAGUGAAAGAAGAAAACAGUUUUUCUGACGUUGAAGAGCUGUAUCUCCAGACAACAUUUGAUGAGAUGGAUAUUUUCAGUAACUUUGCAGUAAACAGUGGAGAUAAAAAUGUGACUGGUUCAAGACUUGCCAUCAACCAAAAUCUUAGGGAAACAUUGGAGCACUGUCUUACAGUGAUGUCAGAAAAACUUUUAAGUAACUAUACUCCUAAGUCCAAGCUGAUUGCUGCAGAGCACCUUGUCCGAUGUGUUGGUCUUUUGGUGGGUGUUCUUGGCUGCUACUGCUACGCUGGCAUGCUUACUGAGGAGGAUGCCUGUAAAUCAGAGCUGUUCCAGAAAGCUAAGUCUCUCAUUCAUUACGCUGGAGAAAGCAUUUAUUAUGCUAAAAACAAACUAAAUGAGGAUGCCCAAAUCAACUCCCUGAGAACUUUGAUAUUGCAGUACACAAAGUGUUUAUGCAACUGUACCAAGAACACUGCUAGUAGGAUGCUCUCCGACUUAUUUCUACGCUUGUUAACUUCCAAACUUAUGAAUGAUCUCGUAGAUAUUUGCAAACAUCUGAUGACAAUUACUGGGAAACCAAGUGAAGUGAGAGAAGUGGACCGAAUGAAGAGUGAUCCUGAGGAGAGUAUAAUGGAAGUAGAUAAUCAGAUGCUUGGUGAUGUAUUUGAUGGUCCUUCUGUGCCUGAUAUCAGUGAUACAAAUGAAUCUGGUGAGAUGCAAAAUGCCACUGGUGCAGUGAGCCCGUUAGCUGAGGAGCAGCUGACAAAGCAGGACUUGCUGCUCCUUGAAAUCCUGAGGUUCUUAUGCAUUUGUGCAACUACAGUCCAAGUUCAGAAAGUGAGCUUCCGAGCCGCCGACGUGCGGAGGAAGCUUUUAAUGCUAAUGGAUAGAAGCACCUUCAAUAGUGCUAAACCUUUGCACCUGCAUAUGUACUUGGUCCUUUUGAAGGAGCUCCCCAUUGAAGAAAACCUCUUGCCCGAAGAUGAUGUUCUUAUGCUUCUUAGGCCUCUUUCUGAUGUGUGUUCCAUGUACCGUCAAGAUCAAGAAGUUUGUAAAGUAAUUCUAAAUAACUUGCUUCCUGUAGUAGUAGGACUGGCCCAAUCCAACAGUCACAGUGAAGAGAUAGGACAUGCUCAAGGGCAAUUUUUGACAGUUGUUGGAGCCUUUUGGUAUUUAGCUCGAGAAAAGAAAUGCACAGCACCAGUAAGACUGGCCCUUCUAAAAUGCAUGAAAGCCUUGCUUGAAGCUGAUCCUCAUUCAAAGUGGGCUAUUCUUAAUGUAAUAAAUAAAGACAUUCCUGUCAGUGGUGCUUUCCCACAUUUCCUUGCAGAUAGUAACCAUCAAGUUCGCAUUCUUGCUGCAAAGUCCAUCACCAGUUUGUUUCAAGAUCUGAAACAGCGAGAUGCUUCUGGCUUGUUGAUACCUCUUCCUUUGAAGCUCCAGCAAAAGGCUUUUGAGAAUGCGUAUCUCCGAGUUCAGGAAGGAAUGAGAAAUCUGGUCAGUGGUGCAAGUCCUGAAGAUCUUUUGGAUGAGCAGUGUAACAGGAAAGCAGUUUUGUUGAUGCUUAUAGCCAUGAUUCUGUGCUGCAGUCCAAUAUGUGAGAAGCAAGCUUUGUUUGCUAUUUGCCAGUCUAUGAAAGAGAAUGGAUUAGAACCUCACCUUGUGAAAAAGGUUUUGAAGAAAGUAUCUGACAUUUUUGGCUAUAAAAAUGUAGAGGACUUCAUGACAUCACAUUUAGACUAUUUGGUAAUGGAAUGGCUGAAAAUAAAUGACAGUGGAUAUAGCCUGUCUACUUUUCCUUAUGUUCUUCUGAACUGUACAAGUCUUGAGGAAUUCUACAGGUCUUGUUAUAAAGUUUUGGUUCCACAUCUGGUGAUUAGAAGUCAGUUUGGAGAUGUGAAAUCACUUGCCAGCAUGAUUGAAACAGACUGGAAGCAGGUUCUUGCAGACUGUUUUCCAAAGAUACUUGUGAAUAUCCUGCCAUAUUUUGCCUAUGAAAGCCAUGGAAAGAGUGAAAUAGCUGAGCAAAGAGAUACAGCUUCGAAAGUCUACGACAUGCUUAAGGAUGAAAAUUGCCUAGGAAAACAGCAAAUGGACAGUUUAUCUCACAGUAACUUACCAGAGGUUGUGGUUGAGCUGUUGAUGACCUUGCAUGAACCACCUGACACCAACACAGAAGAAGGAGCUCAUCUAAGUAAAUACAUAAGGGAACUGGAUCCUGCUCCUAAUCCUCCUCAUUUUCCAUCUCACAUAAUUAAGGCAACCUUGGACUAUAUCAGCAAUUGUCAUAAAAGCAAAUUAAAAAGUCUCAUAGCAGUUCUUUCUAAAAACCCUGACUCAUUCCAGAAAAUUCUUCUGGCCCUCUGUAAGCAAGCAUCAGAUACAAACAAUGUGUACAAGAAACACAGAGUUCUUAUAAUCUAUCACCUGUUCGUCAGUCUGUUACUGAAAGAGAUAAAAGAUGGUUUGGGAGGAGCGUGGGCUUUUGUCCUCCGAGAUGUAAUUUAUACCCUGAUACACCAUAUCAACAGCAGACCCAGUGUUAUGAGAGAUGUAUCAAUGCGCAGUUUUUCGCUCUGCUGUGAUCUUCUUCAUCAUGUUUGCCACACAGCCAUCACAUGUUGCAAUGAUGCCCUGGAGAGCCACCUUCCUGUUAUUGUAGGGACCCUCAUCCCCCUUGCUGUGGAGCAGCCUGAGAUUCAGGAACAGGUCCUAGGCUUACUGAAGUACCUGGUAAUAGAUAAUAAGGAUAAUGAAAGUCUGUACCAAGCAAUCAAAUGUUUAGAUCCUUUUCCUGAAUAUUCUGCUUUUAAAGAUUUGCGGGCAACUCAACAGAGGAUAAAAUACAGCAAAGGGGCAUAUUCCCUUUUGGAGGAAAUGAAUCACUUUCUCUCAGUCAGUGUCUGUGAUUCACUGCCCUUAACGCGGCUUGAAGGACUCUAUGAUUUGCGCAAACAACUGGAAAAAUAUAAGGAUCAGAUGAAGGAUCUCCUGAAAUACUUCCAGGAAAACCCAGAAGACUCUGCAAUAGUGAAGUUGGUGGUGAGUUUACUGCAGCUCUCCAAGAUGGCAAUCAACCAUACAGGGCAAAAAGCUGUGCUAGAGGCUGUUGGAAGUUGCUUGGGAGAAAUAGGUCCCAUGGAUUUCUCCACCAUAGCUCUUCAGCAUGCUGAAAAUGUCCUGGAUUCCAAGGCAGUGGACCUCCUUGGAGACAGAAAACAUCAGUGGGUCUUCAUAGUGUUAACUCAAAUAAAUACUGCUUUGACAGAUAACUGUAUUGAUGUUAGAGCUGCUGCUGUUUCCUGUUUGAAAAACAUUUUAGCCACUAAGUCUGGCAGUGAAUUUUGGGAGAUGUAUAAAAACAAAGCGGAUCCCAUGUUAAUCUAUCUGCAGCCUUUCAGAAUGUCUAGGAAGAAGGUUUUUGCGGUGCCAACUAACGAUACGGAGCCUCGUUCAGAAACGUUGGAUGACCCAAAUCUGUGGAUUCCCCUGGGAGAAAGUCAUGAGAGCUGGAUCAAGAGGCUGACCAGCUCCAUCCUGGCCAGCGGGGGGGUGCAAAAUGAGGUCCUGCAGUUAAUGAAGCCUCUGUGCGAGGUGAAAACAGACUUGUGUCGAACUUUGCUCCCAUACCUGAUUCAUGACAUCCUUCUUCAAGACCCAAAUGAAUCUUGGCGAAAUCUUUUGUCAGUGCAAAUCCAGAAGUUUUUUACAGCCUGUUGUAAAUUUGCCUCAUCCAGCAGAUCUACUACACCACCAAACUCCAGCUCAGAGCAAGAAAGCCAUCCUUUCAGAAGCUUGGAUAAAGUCUCUCGACGAACCAUGCUUGCAGUUGUUGAUUACUUAAGAAGACAAAAGAGGUCUGUUUCAGGCACAGUUUUUGAGGACAGCUUCUGGCUCGAUCUGAAUUACCUCGAGGUUGCCGCAGCAGCCCAGUCCUGCGCCGCCCACUUCACCGCCCUGCUCUAUGCUGAGAUCUAUGCAGACAAGAUCAACAGAGACAAAGAGCAGCAAAGGUCUUCUUUCAAAGUGGCUAGAAGUUUGACAUUUGAGGAAGAAAGCCAAAAAUCAACUAUUACUAUUCUGAAUGAAAAAAGUAAAGAAGAAACUGGCAUAAGCUUACAGGACCUUCUCAUGGACAUAUACAGAAGCAUAGGAGAACCUGACAGCCUCUAUGGCUGUGGUGGAGGAAGAAUGUUACAGCCAUUAGCACGGAUAAGAACGUAUGAGCAUGAAGCAGUAUGGGGAAAAGCCCUGGUAACAUAUGACCUGGAGACAAGCCUCUCUCCAUCUACUCGCCAGGCAGGGAUAAUAGAGGCUUUGCAGAAUUUUGGGCUUUGCAAUACCCUUUCCACAUAUCUAAAAGGACUGGAACAUGAAAACACUGAGUGGAGCACAGAGCUCCAGGAAAUACACUUCCAGGCAGCAUGGAGGAACAUGCAGUGGGGCCACAUCUCUCCAGCCAAAAGUGAAACAGGAGGACCAGGGUACCACGAAUCAUUGUACGAUGCUCUUCAGUCUUUACGAGAUAAGGAAUUUGCUGCUUUCUAUGACAUUCUUAAAGAUGCCAGAGUGAAGGAAGUAGAAGAACUGUGCAAAGGCAGCCUCGAAUCUGUGUAUUCGUUAUAUCCAACUCUUUGCAGACUACAGAUAAUUGGAGAGUUGGAAAAUACAGGACAGCUGUUCUCCAGAUCCGUCACCGCGCAGCAGCUGAAGGACACGUAUGUGAAGUGGCAGAGGCAGUCGCUGCUUCUCAAGGACAGCGACUUCCGCUUCCAGGAGCCCGUCAUGGCUCUGCGCUCGGUCGUGCUCGAGAUCUUGCUCGAGAAGGAGAGUGAAAAUACGAAGAGAGAAUGCAUUAAGGACAUCCUCACAAGUCAUCUAGUGGAGCUCUCUAAAUUGGCAAGAACUGCUAAAAAUACACAGCUUCCAGAGAGAGCUAUGUUUCAGAUCAAACAGUGCAAUCCUUCAGGCUAUGGGGUUUCUAAGUGGCAGCUUGAAGAGGCUGAAGUUUUCUGGGCUAAAAAGGAAGAGAGUCUUGCACUGAAUAUCCUUAAAGGGAUGAUAAAGAAAUUAGAUGCAGAUUGGUUUCAGGUUGAGAAUGAUCCUCAUCUGAAACUGAUGUAUACAGAGUGUCUGAGGUUGUGUGGGACCUGGUUAGCAGAGACGUGCUUGGAAAACCCUACGGUCAUCAUGCAGAAAUACUUAGAAAAGGCUGUGGAAAUUGCUACGAGCUGCAGUGGAGAGGACAGCGAGGAGCUGAAGAAAGGAAGGACCAGGGCUUUUCUCUCCUUGGCUCGCUUCUCGGAUAACCAGUACCAACGAAUCGAGAACUACAUGAAGUCCUCGGAGUUUGAGAACAAGCAGGCGCUGCUGAAGAAGGCCAAGGAGGAGGUUGGGCUCCUCAGGGAGCGCAGAGUCGAGACCAACAGAUACACAGUGAAAGUUCAACGAGAACUUGAGUUGGAUGAGUGUGCCAUCCAUGCCCUAGCUGAGGAUCGGAAACGUUUCCUGUGCAAAGCUGUGGAGAACUAUAUCAGCUGCUUGCUGAGUGGAGAAGAGCAUGACAUGUGGAUAUUCCGCCUGUGUUCCCUGUGGCUCGAAAAUUCGGGAGUUGACAGAGUCAAUGAAAUGAUGAAGAAAAAUGCCGAGAAGAUUCCUUCCUACAAGUUCUUGCCUCUGAUGUAUCAGCUGGCUGCUCGGAUGGGAACCAAGAAGAUGGGUGGCCUGGGAUUUCGUGAAGUUCUGAACAGUCUGAUAUCUAGAAUUUCACUGGAUCAUCCCCAUCAUACUUUGUUUAUAAUACUGGCUUUGGCAAAUGCUAACAAGGAUGAACUCCUGACAAAACAACAAUCAAUAAGAAGAAAUAAAUUAAUUAAAAAUGCACCAAAAGAAAUCUCCCAGCUUGAUGUGGACAGAAUGGAGGCGGCCAGCAGUAUCAUCAACGUGAUCCGAAGGAGGAGCCCUCGUAUGGUCAGAGACGUGGAGGCCCUUUGCGAUGCUUACAUCACACUAGCAAACUUAGAUGCUACUCCAUGGAAAGCUCAAAGAAAAGGGAUAAGUAUUCCAGCGGACCAGCCCAUUAUUAAACUGAAGAACUUGGAGGAUGUUGUUGUUCCCACCAUGGAAAUAAAGGUGGAUCCCAUGGGAGUUUAUGAAAAUAUAGUGACCAUAAGGUCUUUUAAGCCAGAAUUUCGCUUAGCAGGAGGGAUGAAUCUGCCUAAAAUAAUCGACUGUGUGGGAUCGGACGGCAAAGAGAGGAGGCAGCUGGUGAAGGGACGUGAUGACCUGCGACAAGAUGCUGUCAUGCAGCAGGUUUUCCAGAUGUGCAAUAUGCUGCUCCAGGAAAAUACUGAGACACGGAAGAGAAAAUUGACCAUUCGGAGAUACAAGGUGGUUCCCUUAUCCCAGAGGAGCGGCGUCCUCGAGUGGUGCUCGGGCACGAUGCCCAUCGGGGAGUUCCUGGUGAACGGCGAGGCGGGCGCCCACAGGAGGUACCGGCCCAAGGAUUUCUCCAGCUACGACUGUCAGAAGCUCAUGAUGGAGGCCCAAAAGAAACAUUCUGACGAGAAAUAUAGUAUCUUCAUGAAAGCCUGCGAGAAUUUUCAGCCUGUGUUCCGUUAUUUCUGCAUGGAGAAGUUCCUGGAUCCGGCGGUGUGGUUUGAGAAGCGGCUGGCCUACACCCGCAGCGUGGCUACCUCCUCCAUAGUUGGCUAUAUACUUGGACUUGGAGACAGACACGUUCAGAAUAUUCUGAUAGAUGAACAAACUGCCGAACUAGUGCAUAUAGAUCUGGGGGUGGCUUUUGAGCAAGGCAAAAUCCUUCCCACACCAGAGACGGUUCCAUUCCGAUUAACGAGGGAUAUUGUGGAUGGAAUGGGUAUCACUGGCGUGGAAGGCGUCUUCAGGAGAUGCUGUGAGAAGACAAUGGAUGUGAUGAGGAAUUCACAGGAAGCUCUGCUGACCAUCGUAGAGGUGCUGCUCUACGAUCCUCUCUUUGACUGGACCAUGAACCCUCUGAAAGCUCUGUACCUGCAGCAGAGAACGGAGGACGAGGCCGACAUGAGCUCCACGCUUGGCACGGAUCCCCAGGAAUGUAACAGGAAAGCCAGCAGCGAUACCCAGAGCUUUAACAAAGUGGCCGAGCGUGUCCUGAUGAGGCUUCAGGAGAAGCUGAAAGGUGUCGAGGAGGGCACAGUGCUCAGCGUGGGAGGGCAGGUGAACCUCCUCAUUCAGCAGGCCAUGGACCCUAAAAACCUGAGCCAGCUUUUUCCUGGAUGGAAACCCUGGGUGUAACUGGGAAGGAUCAAAUCGGGUUUUUAUAAGAAACUUGUUUUUAAGCAGUAAGUGCUGUAACAUUUCAGAUUGUUACUUCCUCGUGAAAACAUUUCAUCAUCAGCAGCUAUGAAGGUUUAUAUGGAUUACUGUUAGGUGAAUUUUCUUUCCAAGAGCUUGUCACGAAGUGUCCGGUUGUGCUCACCGUGCAGGGCACCAAGCACUGCUCUGAUGUUCCCUGUGACCCGCACGGCUGGUGCCUUUCCCUGGGCCAGGUGGGUCCAUCACAUCCCGGGGCCCUUGAUCCGCCUUCUGUCUGGCUCCCCGAGAGCUGCAGUCUCCUAACGAGCUCGGUGGGACAACCUGCGUGUGGAGAAUGGGUGGUCUGGAACCUCCAAGGCAUGAAAUAACCAGCCAAAGAGCAUUUCAAAAGUGUGUGUGUGUGCGUGGGGUGGGGAGGGGAGUACCUUAAAGAUAAUGAUACUUACCAAAGGUAUAAGAGAACAGCAGAGUUAUCUUGCCGUUAAUGAACUGUUCAUGCUGUACUUGAAAUUCAGCAUUCCAGAUCUGCACGGCUAAAGCAAAUAUAUGUUUCUAUAUCUGGAAUAAAUACCUGUCAGAAACAAUGGACCUGUAUUUUGAAUACAAUUUGCUUUCCAGUUACAUAGCUUUACAGAAGACAUUGCCCCUUAUGAAAAAGCCUGGUGUAAUUGGAUAGUCACUGAAUACAGGUAAUAGGAGAAUCUGCUGAAAUAGUCUGUUACCCAAGUAAAUUCUGCCAAAUCAUUCUUACAUUUACCCGCAUGCUGCAGUAUUAUCCUAGUUAACCCUCUGUGCAUUUUUACAGUGGUGUAAAUGAUUUCAUUGAUUUGUAUUUGUACAGUCAAUUUCCAUUUUUUUGCGCUGAACCUUUUGCUUUGUAUGUUAAUGUCAACAUAGCAAGAUGAAUUUUUUGUAUUUUCAUGAAGCUGCCAUAAAUUUCUGGGCCCUUGGACUCUCAUGUGCCUCUCGAGAGGCUCUCUGCAGAGCUGCCUUCCUGUGUGACCCUUAGGAAAGGCAGGAGUGACAAACAAGACUCCACAGAAAGUACCUUAGAGUUCUUGUUUUUAAACAGUAACUCCCAAAGGCUGCUAAUUAUUUUUGUUCCAGUAAUUCCUCCAUUUCAGAAGUCAGAAUUACAUUUUUCAAGGUAUUCACUUUGGUAUCUUUUGGACUCGCACAUCAGUUUUCUGUGUGUCUGACCAGGAAAGAGGGGCCUGGGUGCUGCUCUACUCUGGACAGUGGUUUUGUUGCCAGUGCUGCUGCUGAAGACAACGGGGGUCAGGAGAGAGACGCUGCAGAUCUGAGAGCCAGACCUGCGUUUACUGUAAUUACUGAGAUUCCAGUCUUGGAAUGUUCCAUAGUAAUCUCAAAAAUCUACAUUUAGAAAAGAGCAUUUCUAAGAAAAAUGAGCUUGUGACACAAUACAAAGCUGAAGGGUUUUUAUAUGGUGGGGUUUUUUUUUCCAGAAAUAUCUUUAUGAGAAAUUAUUUAUUUCUGGUCUGAAACCUUUCUGGGUUCUUGCAGGUAAAAACGCUAGAAAACCCUUUUGCCAAUAACUGCAUUGAUUAGGUCACUGCUCUGUGUUACUGUGAAACUGUUAAUAUGAGAUGCAUUUACUACUACUGCUAUUUUUUGAAUGUGCUAAGAUGUUAAACUUCAUCUCUUUGGAGCACAGUGCCCUGUUACACAUUCUGUGUUAGCCCUUAAGACAAACCUGUGUGA
Messenger RNA from Nothoprocta perdicaria, 11039 nucleotides. RefSeq names its product ATM serine/threonine kinase (gene ATM). NCBI's taxonomy places the organism in Eukaryota, Metazoa, Chordata, Aves, Tinamiformes, Tinamidae. Gene Ontology annotation, biological process: DNA repair. The transcript has 63 exons. The record is from RefSeq and is a predicted model, not a curated record. Bases 90 to 9296 code for a protein of 3068 amino acids. Gene Ontology annotation, molecular function: protein serine/threonine kinase activity; protein binding.